UCAGAAACAAAACCUCACUCACUAUUUCUUUAAGAAAAACGUUUUUUUUUUUGUCCUUUAGUCUACGGAAAGGUUCAUUCGUUUUUAUUUUGUUUGCCAAGGGGACUUAAAAUAUAUUUGGAAAGAUUCUAAUUCUUGAAGUUCUUGAUUCCUUUCUUCAUUCUGCCUCUGAUUUCAUUCUAAGGAAGAUAGGCCGGGCUGUUUUAACCUCACUUCUGGGGGAAUUAACGCCUUUGGAGAGAAUUAACGGAUUUUGAAGACCUACAGGGUGCCCUGAGCGCCAAACCGAGAGCGCAGUACGCUCUGCUUGAGACGCUGGGUGUCACAAAGGGAAUCGGGCAAGACAGGUACCAGAGCCUGUCCUGCUGUCGCCAGGAGAUGCAUUUUAUUUGUCAUUAAAGGAGACGGAAGAGCCCACGAAGAGAGAAAACACACUAGAGAGAAACCCGCCGCAUUUGUUCAAGGACGAUGGUUCAAUGUGCCGGCUGCGAGCGGCCUAUAAUGGACCGGUUUCUUCUCAAUGUCCUGGACCGGCACUGGCACAUCCAGUGCGUGCAGUGCUGUGACUGCCAGUGCAAUUUAACCGAGAAGUGCUUCUCUCGAGAAGGCAAAUUGUACUGCAAAAAUGACUUCUUUCGACGCUUUGGCACCAAGUGCGCCGGUUGCGGUCACGGCAUCUCGCCCAGCGACCUGGUGCGCCGGGCGCGGAGCAGCGUCUUCCACCUGAGCUGCUUCACCUGCAUCCUGUGCAGCAAGCAGCUCUCCACGGGAGAAGAGCUCUACGUCGUGGACGAGAACAAAUUCGUCUGUAAAGAUGACUAUCUGAACGGCGGCAGCGAGAAGGACACGAACCUCCCGUCAGUUACCACGUCCAGCGAUCCCAGUUUAUCUCCUGAUUCCCAAGACGCUCAGGAUGACGGCAAAGACGUAGACGUCGGGCCGUUAUCGGACAAAGAGGCAGCGAGCACCGAGCCGGAGGAGCCGAGCCUGAGCGGGAAGCGCCGCGGUCCGCGGACCACCAUCAAGGCUAAGCAGCUGGAGACGCUGAAAGCCGCUUUCGCGUCCACGCCGAAGCCGACGAGGCACAUCAGAGAGCAGCUGGCGCAGGAGACCGGCCUCAACAUGCGCGUUAUCCAGGUCUGGUUCCAGAAUCGGCGGUCGAAAGAGCGGCGGAUGAAGCAGCUGAGCGCCCUGGGCGCGCGGAGACACGCCUUUCUCCAGAGCCCGAGGAGGAUGAGGACGGAGCGCUUGCAGUCGGGGGAGCUGCUGCCGGCCGGCCGCUUUUCAGUCUACGGAGAUUUCCGAAAUGACUACUACAGUCCUGGUGGCAGCUUUGACUACUUUCCCCCGGCUCGCCCCCCCACGCAGACCCUGGUGCCGGCUGACCCAGGCUUCGCUCCUUCCCCGGGCCCCCUCCCAGAACCCCCCCUGCCAGGACAGCAUGCCUCGGAGGAGCCCCAGCGCUUCUCGGACCUCCUGUCCCACGAGCCGGGCUGCUCCCCCAGCCCAGAACCUUCCCUCCACACCUCCUCGGACGCCUAUGGCUCCAGCCCCUUGUUCACCUCGCUGUCCAUCGGCGGCGCCGGCGGCUACGGCGCUCACCUGCUCCCCCCGCCCUCAGAGAUGAGCGAAGGCACCGUCUGGUAGCCAAUAGGGGGACAGAUCCCUGCACUGAGGGAGAACCCGGCUACAAAAUCCCAGGACAGCACCCCCUGUCUAUCUAUCUUUUUUUUUAAAUCAUAUUUAUUUACUGGUGGAUUUCUGUGUCAGUAUUAUUUAUUUCUGUUCCAUUUCUAGGACAGGUUUAUUAAUUUAAAUGUUUAAGUAUUAAAAUGUUGUUUUUUUAAGUUAAGUAACAUUGACCAGCAAAGAAACAAGUGCAAAACAAGAUCAUGCGAUCUGCAGUGCUUCGAACCCACAACCUUCCGUCGGACUCUUCACUUAAUUAUGUAUGUUCUAUUCACAUCCUUAUCAUUUGUCAUCACAUUCCUGCGAUGGCCUUUGCUGCAGGUCUGUGACAGGUUGAGGUAAGAGACACACAGAGAUACAAAAAAUAGCGGAGAAGCCGUCAGAACACUUUUCACUGCGGAAAGCACACUUUGGAUUUUGAGCAAAGGGACAAAUCUCCCCUUUGAAUUUUGUAGCCCGAGGAAAACUCAUACCCUUUUUAUGUAGCACUUUUAGGCUAACAGGUUUAUUUUUGUGAAAUUAAAAAUGCAAACUAAUAAAAU
Brienomyrus brachyistius is the source of this 2231-nucleotide messenger RNA. RefSeq names its product LIM/homeobox protein Lhx1-like. Gene Ontology annotation, molecular function: RNA polymerase II transcription regulatory region sequence-specific DNA binding; DNA-binding transcription factor activity, RNA polymerase II-specific. Gene Ontology annotation, cellular component: nucleus. NCBI's taxonomy places the organism in Eukaryota, Metazoa, Chordata, Actinopteri, Osteoglossiformes, Mormyridae. The record is from RefSeq and is a predicted model, not a curated record. The transcript has 5 exons. Gene Ontology annotation, biological process: neuron differentiation; regulation of transcription by RNA polymerase II. Bases 469 to 1647 code for a protein of 392 amino acids.